Molecule: messenger RNA, 2943 nt
Organism: Lytechinus variegatus (green sea urchin)
Lineage: Eukaryota; Metazoa; Echinodermata; Echinoidea; Temnopleuroida; Toxopneustidae
Exons: 6
Coding region: 291-668 (125 amino acids)
Source: RefSeq, a predicted model, not a curated record
AUAUAUGCAUCCCUUUUAAGGUGGGGUAAGGCAUUGAGUUUCAACAACGACUGCUGGCUUGCAUGGACAUUAUUAGUGACCUACUGAGAAUAUUUCAUCUCUAAUAUUUAUUUUGACCCAAAACAAAAGAGGCAUGUACCAGGAGAACUCAUAACGCAAAACGGCUCGGUGGUUGAUUUUUUUUAUGCCCUGGGUUUUGAAGAGAGCUUACGGUUAACCAAGCUUUCUUCCCCCAUCAGCAGAGUUUUGUAUAUGUAUAUAGAGACCACAGAUUCGAAUAUCUUUUCAAGAUGAUGAAAGAAUUAACAGUUGCUGCUCUUGUUAUAUUGGCUUUAUCAAGUGCAUUUGCCUCACCUAUCCUUGAAUCUCAGCUCCGUCUACAGUCUGAUGUCGCCGAACUUAUUGCAGAUAUAUUCAAAAAUGGAGGAUUGAAAAGGAACAAAUCGCCAAACUUUACAGCUAAAUUGGCCCAGAUGCACGCCAUAGGAGGAAUGGGAAAGCGGACUAUAGAAAAAGAAGAUAUAGCUAAAAACCUCCGGUUGCUGAGAGCCUUAAGUAAUGAGUUUGAUCUCAGUGAUACGAAGUCAAUACAGAACAGAAGGCCGAAUCUCAAUCAGGAUGAGCUUUAUGAAGAAGAUGUCCAUCCAUUUCACGAAGUGAAUUGGUGAGGAGUGAUAUGCAACCACCACCUGAUCACCCCAAUUCUGCAUCCACCUCGACCAAUUGAUGCCCUAUUUCAGCACUACCAACGUCAUCUCUCAUUAUCUACAAUCUUAUUUUAGCAUGUUCAACAUAAUCGAGCGCAUCUUUCAGAACAUGCUUAACAUGCACACUCUCAAACAAACAAAAAAAACUUUUAUCUUUGGGGAGGGGUCGAAAAAAUUAUAAAAUAUUUCCCCGGAUUUUCUUUUUUAAUAUAAUAGAAUUGAGAGCAAAAAUGAGAAAACGUAUCGAAGGUAAUUUAGAAUAACACAUUUUAAAAUGUAAGUUAUAAGGGGCAAUUCAAAGAACAGCUAUUACCAAUUUCAACCUCCUAGAAAAAAAACGUUCUUUGUAAGUGGUUUAGGGACUGUGAAAAGAACAUUUUAUUGCAGCUUGAGUAAUAAAAUAAAAAUCACCUCUGUGUAUGUAAAUAUAUACAUAUUAUGUUUAGUUCCAUGUUUCAUGUGUCUAGUAAUGAUAAUUAUCUUUUAAUACUAAAGAAAACAUGAUGAAUAACAAGUUUGAAUAGGUAAGAUAGUGCGGUGUCAAACGGGCAACAGUAAAUUGUGUUUAGCAGCAACAUAGUCCGAGCAUUUAAUUUCGAUUUAAAUAAUACUCUUGAUCUUCAUUGCAAGAAAUGUUUCGUGAAGUAGGGUAGACAGGUAGUUGAAGAAAAUGGAAAUUGUGAAUUGUGGUGCCUAAACUAUUUUUUUUCCUAGUUUACAUUUCACUUUAACAAGUAGCAUUCAUUGUGUAGUGAUAAGAAACCAAAGGUUAAAAUUUUGAGCAACUAUUUUAUCAUUUACUUCAGUAAUUAUCUCCUUUUCAAGAAACUUGGGAUAUCAAGCCAAGUAACUUUCCACGGGUAUAUGAAUGGGUCAAAUAUCAGAAUUCAAACGUAUAAGAAUGAAAACACAUGGCCAAACAAAACCAGAAACAAGUUAAUACAAUAAGGUGAUCAUUCGAAAGGUAAGCUAAAUUUAAGAUGUGGUUCAGGAAAAUUGUUAACAUUCAAAUCCUAAAUCUGACUGGAGUCAAUUCUGUUACUUCAGUGACAAAAGCAUAAUUUAGUUACAACAAAUUUCAUUUAUAACCUAUGUAAAAAAAAGGUUUCAAGAACUUGUAGUCAUAAACUACAAACCUAUACUUGUACAUGUGUGUUUAACCAAGUUUGAUGAAAGCUGUGAAAUACAAGUAAGAAUCUAAUUUGGUUUGAGUGCUUGUAUUAUUCGUCUGCAUAUGCCAACUGAGGUAAUGAGAUUACUUCAAAUAAUGUAAGCCAGCUAUUUUCUUAGCUCAGAUGACUUGUAACAAAUGCAAAUGGAACGCAAAUGAUAACAAAAUGUAACUUAUUUAUGUAAGUAUUUGGAAAGAUUUUCUUAGAUUUUUUCAGGUAGUUUUACUUACUCUUGCAUCUUUCGCCUUGAGAUGUUUAUUCAAGAACAUUUUCAUUUAGGGGUACACGUCUCCACACGAAGAUGCGCGCAUUGUCUGGAAAACAAUACUGGAAUAGGUUGAUGUUGAACAUAUUAGAAUAUCAAAUUAUAGUUUUCAUUCACGAAUCAAAAGUGUUUCUUCUAUUUACGAAAAUUAAUAUUUUUAUGACGGAGAUGUAAAAUGCUGAUUUAGUACAAUGAUGUUACUCCCUACCAAGCUGCUUUAGCAAUUAAUGAAAAAAAAUAACUGCAUAUUGAAGAUGGGUAGCACACACACAAAAAAAAUGUUUACUGUAUGCGGUGGCAGGGAACACAAUGAAAUGCUUGAUUCUAAUAUAACUAAAUGUCACUGGGAUUCAUCAUGAUGAGACUACUAUUUUUACGUUUAGAAUAACUUAGGUCUAACUUUCAUAUUUGAAUCUAUGGUUAACUUAUGUAUGCACUGAUGUAUUUAUGUGUAAUUACAAACAUGUUUAUCAAAUCAUGGAAAGAAAUGUUUAAAGACAGUGCAUACUGUAUACUAAGUAAAUAAAGAUUUCUCUUCUUUUGUCCAAAAUAUUAUGGCCUUUCAAACCCUGGUUACCAUAUCAAACUCACUUGUCUCAUUGAUCAGUAAUUUCAAAUGCAAGAUCUUUUUAUUUUGAAGGUGGAGACUUUAUUAAAGAAGCACCUACUUCAACACCAUGUGAAAAUGAUUAAAACCUUGCUGGGAAUGUUCCUAUCUUAUAUGAGGGGAAAAACUAAGUACAAGUGCUGUACAUAAGUAAUAUAAUUUGUAGAACUAAUGAGAAAAAAGAAAUAAAGU